Porites lobata is the source of this 9434-nucleotide messenger RNA. The record is from the annotation of a GenBank genome assembly. Lineage: Eukaryota; Metazoa; Cnidaria; Anthozoa; Scleractinia; Poritidae.
AUGCCAAAGUGCCCAACUUGCGCGAAAGAAGUUUACUUUGGUAAGUACAAUAGACAAUUUACAACCAAAACAGGCUCUGGCAUUUUUUCUCGUUAUAAUUUGAUAACGCCUGUAGAACAGACGUGAGUGCAUGCAUUCAUCACAUCAUUGGUUACGUCAGUUAUAUCUGUUGUUUUUCGCAGUGUCUGUUCCUAGUUCCUCGCUUUUUGUUCAUUUGAUUUCAUUUGUUUGCGUUAAUGACUGUUCUUUUGAACGUUUUAAUUACACAGAGAACAAUGAUAUGGUGCCAAUACCGGUAGUUUCACACUAAACAACGGAAUCUCUGUUUGAUGGCGUUGCUAUUUUUGAAUUUUUAAUACCCGAUUCUAAUCAAGGGAGAUAUUUACAGAAAGAUAUUUUAGAGCAGCUGAUUUAAUUUGUUGCGUAAGGGAUAGAAAUGGAAUUUUUAAGCUCCUGAUAUGUAGUAUUUUUCAUCGAUAAACAGCAAACGGAAUCAUGAUUCGAAGCCCACAUACCGUGAAGUUUAACCAACAUUUAUUUAAACUGUCAGCUUCUUUCAUUACUUUCUUUUUAGCGGAGCGAGUUUCUUCCAUUGGUAAGGAUUGGCAUAGAGGUUGCCUCAAGUGUGCAAAAUGCAAGAAGACACUUUCUCCUGGCGGUCAUUCUGAGGUAACUCACCUGGAAUUUUCUUAUGAAUACAGUACAUUAUAAUGUAAAGCUUUUUAAGUUCUGAAAGUGAAAAUUAUGUGCUUGCCAUUUGAAGGUGAUUGUCUGUCUAUGCGGAAUGGUAAGAAUUUGUUAUCAGAAACUGAUUAAUUAGCUGGGGUAAACAGUGUUGUUAUUUUUAAUUAGUCUUUGAUUAAAAUCCAUUGUUUUAAAUUCUUGGAAUAAAUAGAAAACUAUUAUGAAUAAAUUAUGUGCAGUUGAAUUUAAAGAAAGCAAUUAUCACACCUACAUUGUAAUACAAGUUCAAUGUUAACUUUUCAAACUGCACUGAUGUUGAAAUUCUGGGCAGUCAUAAUUGUAUAAGCCUUUGGUUCCAUAUGCACCCUCUCUUUUGGUUCUUGAGGGUUGCUAAUAGGGUACCUCGGUACCAUAAUCCCGACCCAAAAUUUCGUACAAAUAUCACAUAAUCCCAAGGGUUAUCUUUGGCACCCACCUGACCUCCCAAGCAUACAUUCAAUCCCGAAUCUCGCCCCAAUUUUUUAAAAUCCCAAAUCCCAAGCUUCAAGUAAGGUAAAUCCAGGAUUGCAAGAAACCUUUUGGGGACUCUUGCCCUUAGGUGCUGUAUUUUUCAAGGACAUUUUUCUUGAUUGCUCCAAAUCUUACUGUCUGGUUCAUCUGCAUCACCUCAUUUUUGUGACGAAUGGAACAAUGAUUGAGAUGAUCUAGAUGAGAAACCAGCCUGUGUACAGACUUAAGUUCUAUCCAGGUGGUAAUGAUCAUCCCAACAGAUUUUUUUUUUGUUUUUGCUUCCUGCCCUUGCUGUUUACGGUGUACUUUGUUGAUCUUGACAAGGGUAAACAUUCUGCUAAAUUAUAACUCCCAGGACUCACCAUAGCAAUUUGUAACAAUAUCACUCGAAUCUGUCCAUUUUAUUGCCACCCUUUGUGCAAUCCCCUAGGGGUGUUCCUCUCAUAAAAAUGGUAGAGGUGCUUUUUGUGGGGGUAAAUUUAGUGAACUCAUGCCUCUCAGGGAGCUAAACCUUUAAAAAAUUAUUCCAAUAUGGAGUUCCUGCAGUACUUUCUAUGGGCAUUUUACAGUAUGGAGCCAUAAAAAUGAAGGUACCGUGACGGUGACUGCUGUCAAAUUAGCACCCUCCUUGCAGAUAAAAGUAUAAUAUAAGAACUCAUCAGUCAACCCUUUCCAAGGAAGAAGAAAAUCACUGAAUAUAGAUCGAUGCUAGUUUAGUGUAAAAGCUUGUUAAAGCUUUUGUUUGCUUAACAUAAAAUACUAUUUUACAGCUUAGAUUUUCAAAAUGAAAUAAGCACCCCACUUUAAAUGAGUAGCCCUGCUUUCCAGUCAGAAAAUGAGAUAUUUUUCAAAGCAUUUAUGGUAGCUAUUUGUUGUACCUGUAGUCUACUGAAUAGUCUUUAUUGCUAUUGAAAAUUGUCAGUGGACCCGGCCCCAAGCCCCUGGGUAGAGGUUUAUCCAGUGGAUAACAUUAUCCACUUUCUGAGCAAUUAACCUGCCAGGUAAUACGAGACUACCGUAAAUCCUCUAUUAAGCCUCAACCCCCUCUCAAAUAAGCCCCCUCCCUCUAAUGAGCACUCCUUUUCAGGGGAAGAAAGUCAAUAAGCCCCGCCCUCUUUUUUAAGCCCCUCCUCCCCUCCCCUACUUAUUCUUCGCUACUAAAUGAUAGACUGUAUUUAUCAAUCACGACUGUAAAACUUUGUGUGGACUGAUCUGGGAUGGUUUAUUCACCAACUGGGAAUUGAUCUUCGGAUGAAUGACCUCCAACUUUUUGUUCUUUAUGAAGAACUGAUACCAUCGUCCGUGCUUAAUUAAAGAAGCCUCCCCUCUCAAAUAAGCCCCCCCGUCUCCAUUAAGCCCCCCCUCAAACAUGUUUGAAAUAAAGAAGCCCCCCCGGGGGGCUUAAUAGAGGAUUUACGGUAUAUUAUUAAUCAUAACCCUUAGGUGAAAGUAAUCUUGUUACCAGAUCUCUUGUUGACAAAGCCAAAGGCGAGAGCUGGUCAAAUCCGAUUUGCACACGUGACUGCCUGUCAGGAAUGUGACAGGCAAUGAAAGAGCGCAUGUUUGAAAUAAAUGCUCGAAAUUGCGGCCGUUUAUUAACUUGUUAAACAACAAAUCUGAUAGAGCUGUGACAAAACGUGGUUUUGAGCAGACGCUUUUUCGGUAGACUACGAGCAGUCUCUCUCUUUUGUUGAUCCGUCGAGCAAAACGCCCGAGACGCGCAAAUGGCCACGCGCGUGACUGAAGGCGCGAGACGGGAGACGGGCAGCCGCCCUCGUUUCUCACCUCUCGCGGCUUCGUCGCUCAACGCUCGCGCGCGCGGCACUCCCCUUACUAAAUCUGAUGAAGAAAAUAGAGACCGCUCGCAGUCUACUUUUUCGGCUCUUGUUCCACUCGUCGAGAAAAUAGGUAAUUUAUGUGCUGCUCUUUGUAGAAAGAUGGCAAACCGUACUGCAAUGUGCCAUGCUACAGUGCCCUGUUUGGUCCAAAAGGCUUUGGUCAUGGAGGCACCGAGUCGCACAAAUACUGAGAGAGUGACGUCAAACGGCUCUCCAAGACAAUGCAGAAUUAUGAAAACAUCUUUUUCAUUGAAAGUAAAAUAAAGGUGGUCGAUAUUUUUGGAAUAACAUGUCCAGUGUUCAUUAUCCAUGCCCAGCCAGUGAGUUUGACAUUACGCGUGGACAUGAAAUAACAGCAGCUUCCUCCUCUGGCGCUUCGUUUUUCGCAAGGUAGCAGAGGCGAGCGACUGGUGAUGAACCGCAAGGGACCAUGGGAAGGGUACGGACGGCAGGCGAAGCGCUGUCUCGCCCGUUGUCUCCUUCCCGCCUUCCUUUGCGCGCACAUUUUCAUCGAGAGAGAGAGACGUCUGGGUAAGAGGCAGAAAUAACAGGAUAUUGGCAAAUUAGGGUCAGGAAAAGGGGUGGGGGGAAGGUCAAGCUCGGUCAGCGUUCACCGGCCAACAUGGCGGCUCUCCCCAGCAUUUUUGUCAAUGCUGUGAGCUCCGACCACAUCUAUGUAAUAGGAAACCUUUAUACAUUAAAGAUGUAGAUGUAGAUCUCGCAUUCCCCAGUAGACCUGCACCGUUUUAAACCUCUUAUUUCACUGGUCCCCUUUAAUCUGCUCUUCCACUGUUUUCAGGGAUAGGGGCAUUGUUAUGUGACAAUCACUAUUGUUUUCCCAGCUAAUCAAAAACAAUUUUUCUAAUAGGUGCGGGAUCGCCCGCAUCCCCGCUCCUAUAAUUUUAACGAGAGUCCCGCGUCCCAAACUUCUGUCAUUGUUCUUCCGAAUAUCGUUUUCUUUUCCGAUCCCGCAUUCUCUACCCAAAUUUGGCGACUCCCGCUUCCCAGGUAGCAGUUAAAUCCCGUAUGCCAUUAACGUCUCUCGAAUCCCGCGCUGAAUCCCGGGAAGACCUCUCCAGGCCCCGGAAAAUCCACCUGAGUUUGUUUUUCGCUUACCACAGUCAUUUUUGCAGAAAAGCAAAGUUUAGCACAGUACAAAUUUAGUGAAUGAAACAUUUACUUAGUCUCCUACGAAGACACUUUGGAGAGUAAUGAAACAUUGGUCCCUCGAAAGAAUAAAACUAUGUCAAUACCUGGCUUAGUUUACUUAGAAAUCCACUUUUAAUGUUAAUAUUUUACUGCCACUGAAUUUUCGAAGACAAAAUAGCCAAGCGUACGUACUGUUCAAUUUUAUUUAGAAGGAAACGCUUUUGCGCUGUAGUAUUUUUGAUUGUUUUAGCCAAAAGUUCCAGAGAAAAUAUUGAGGGUAGUUUUAUGACAUCUUGUCAAAUUGUAGACAAUAUGUAUGCUGGCCACAUAAUUGAAAGCAAAGGGUUUUAUUUCGGUGAAUCAAAUUGUCAGAAAAAAAAAACACUUUUAGCUUAAGCCCUCCGGCUGAAAAACCGUAAGGCUUUAAAAAUUCAAAAAUUAUUUGUUCUUGCCCUUUUGUCGUCAGCAAGAUUUAUUGUGACUUUCAAAUUUGCGCUCUUUCCUUUGAAUUUUGGUUAUCUAUCUGCACCGAGUACUCGCUUUUCUGAAACCCCUGCUAAAGAUGCUUUGUCUCAUGUGCUAAUUGUUUACUGAAAGUGGCCAUGUGUGCUCUAUAUUGUAAAAUUUCAAAUUUCCUAUUUCUUAAAUGAUUAAGUUUAAGCUCAAGAAAGAAAACGAAAUGCCUAUUCUUUUCUGAUGUUUCUGUAACAAAUAAGAAAUUGGAAAAAAAAACAGAUUGAGGAGACGUACAGCUGAAUGCACGCUUUAUUUCCACCGUGAAUAUUUCUUGAGUAUAACCUAUUCAUUACUACAUAUCUGUUCCGUGAAAGGAGAAACAAACGAAUUAUGUUUUUUAGUUUACCUGGUAGAGUAGUCAAACCUAGAUGGAAAUGGUAUCAGUCACGUACGAUGUUGAUUGAAUCCCCCCCCCAAAAAAAAAAACAGGACUUGAUCAGGGUAAAAGAUGACGCUCAUUCAAAAUUGAUCCCUAUAGUGUUCCCGCGUGUCCAAUAGCACACAAGAUUUAAUAAGUGGAACAAAGCUCAAUUAAUGCACAUAUACAUAUAUUUAAAUCGCUCUGCUUCUUCUUGUAAGCAGGUGUUUACUGAAAACAAAAACGUCAAGCGAUCUUUACUUUUUUUAGUUCAACAGCGAAGAUCAGUCUGAUUUUGAAAGCAAGAAACUCCGAUAUGUCUAGAAAGUGCCCAACAUGCGACAAAACUGUUUAUAUGGGUAAGAAAUUGAUGAGCUAACACUUUGUGAUCUGCACUUGUUACCUCACGACUUUGACAGCCGUGGAUCGAAGGUUUAUUUCUUUCGACCGUUGCUGUCUGAUAUUUUUUUGGGUAUUUUUUACAUAAGGUCCAUAAGGUACACUGAAAACUUGGCACGAAGUUUGCUUUUCUAAUUGACGGAUGAUUCAGUUGUUGCUUUCUUGUUUCAUGUUGUCCAGCGAUUGUCCCUUAGGUGUUUUAUGUCCUUGUAUAAUUGAGAAAAUCAAAGAAAUGGAUUCGAUCUGUCGUCCUCGUGUUAUUCUGACAGGUGAAAAGAAAGAAUCGCUUGGAAAUUGGUACCAUCCCUUGUGUCUUAAGUGCAGAAAAUGUGGUCGGCAACUGGCUGUCGGCAACCACGCGGAAGUAAGCUUUUUAAUUUUUGCACUUUUAAUUCGAAUUAACGUCUAAAGUUCAUGGAACGUGCACAUGUCGUGAGCGAUGGUGUUUGAAUAAAUAUACACGCUCUAAGGUAGUUUGAGAAUAAGUAGCGUGACUCGAAUCUGACAUCAUAAAAAGUGGAACGCUCGAAUUUUUCAAUUCGUCAAAUUACAAUCUUCUGUUGACUGAUCUUUACAAACGGCUGAAUAAGUGAUUCAUUUUAUUUUAGGUUUGUGUUAUUCCGUGGCUCUUAGUAAGUAAGUAAGUAAGUAAGUAAAGCCUUUAUUUAAAGAGGGUAGCACCUAAUAGCCAAAGGCUAAUAAACUUGUGGCCCUCAUAAAAUACACAACUAUUCACAAUCUAAUAAAUAUUGUAAGCUAAAAUAUAUAAACAUUUAAAAUAAAACUAGAUUCCAUUUAUAUAUAUAUAUAUAUAUAUAUAUAUAAAUUAUUAAAUGAUAAAAUGAUGCAAACAUUGUUGUUCAUUAAAAAUCUUGGCAAACAUGUUCUUGAACGCAAUUUAAAACUAAACAAAAACAAACAAACAGAAAGACAAAAAAAAAAAAGCUGAUAACGAUACCUAGUAACUUGUUCACACUGGGUGGUUCGUAAGGCCUUAUUCCCUACGAAAUUUGACAGCACUAAAAGGAAGUUUCUAUAGUGUUGUUAAGUGUCGUUCCCAAACAGCUGUUACAGUGCAGAAAAUUUUAACAUCCCUUGCUUUUGACACUGAUGUAGCUCGGACCCGAAAUAAGAUUUUCACAGAAGCCUAUACUGACAACAGGAGCCUGAUGACAGUAGCCUCCCCCGGGCGAGGACUCCUGUGUAAAGUGGGGUUAGGGAUACUCAUCGAAAACUUGGACUAAUCAGACCUGUAAAGGAGACCAUUGUAAAACAAACAGCCAAAGGAGAGCUUUUAAGCUGCGCUGAAAGAAGUUUUCCUCAAACGUUUAACCCCUUCUUCUUUUCGUCUUCUGCUUUCUUUAAAGUUACGAUAAGCAUUCCCCCGGGCAGUAGACAGGGCUAGUUAUCGGUCCACCGACCCGUUUCGAAUUGUUUUUGGGCAGAAAUUUUUAAUUUCUUUCUCUUCUGCAAAUUUUCUUAAAGAAUUCGGAAUUGUCAUUGGGAAUUAUAAGAUCUAUGGGUGUAGUAGUGAACUUGACCAUUUAAAUGGCGCUCACCUGGUGAAAAUUUCAUACUUUAGAGGCUCUUACUUAAAAAAAAAGUUACAUGGUAGUCAGGACUGGCCGGCCAGACAGGUCAUCUUGAAAAUGAAGUACUUUUUUCCCAGAGUUUUUGCCUAACACUCAACAUUGUUAUGCAUACUAUUUAAGCACCUUGCAAACCGACGCAACGUUGCUGGGAUGUUACAUGUUGUGCCUGUUUGCAAACCCUGUUGCACGUAGUCUGCCACACUGCCGUUUUUAAAGUCGUCACGCAACGCUCCUCCCCACUGUGGGGAGGAGCGUACACUAAAAACGGCGGUGUAGCAGACUAUGUUGCACGUUGUUGCGCAAAGUUAAGGUCAAACUUUUGAGCCAACAUACAACUCCCAACACAUUUCUUAUUCCGUGAUGGCCGAACCGUAGCGCAACAAUGUUGGAUCCGUUGCACAGCUCGUCCAACAUUGUUAGGGCCAUACACGCGCGUUUUACACACCUCUGCCAACACGGACGCAACAACGUCCAACAUUGUUGGCCCAACAAUGUUGGACGUUGUUGCGUUCGUUUGCACGUAGCUUCAAAAAUAAAAUAAUCUGGCUGGACAGAUCUGAUCUGGUGUGGCCGGCCAGUUCUUACUAAUGGAAAUGCCCUUACUCGACCUUACACUUUGGCGGCUGAACAAAGUUUAUUACAUUGCCAGAUACGAUCGAGUGGUUCUAGAAUUACUGCGAACAGCUGGGAGUACAGCAAAUUCUACUCAAUUUAACUAUUCUAUAAGAUAACUCUCUAGAGAAUUACCGUAAAAUUCCGAAAAUAAGCCCCUCCAUGUAUAAGCCCCUCCAAAUAUAAGCCCUCCAAACUAGUAACGCAAAAAACCCUCCGUUAAUCGCCCCUCCAACUAUAAGCCCCUUGGGGGCUUGUACUUGGAAAUUUCCCUCAAAUACAAAGUAAAAUAAAGCAAAAAUGGUAAAUUUCCUUCCAACUAUACGGCUACCCCAAUCGAUUUUGAAACGCAAAUUUCCCUCCGUAGAUAAGCCCCUCUGAAUAUAAGCCCCUCCAAAAGGGCCUUUGAAAAAUAUAAGCCCCGGGUCUUAUGUUCGGAAUUUUACGGUAUGUCAAGCAAUUUAUACCAAUAGCAGAUAGGUAUAAAAUUCAACAACUGUAACCAUCUUAUAAAAGGACCAAGGUAACUGUUACUGGUUAGUUUAUUAGAUGUUUGCUAUAUUUGCUCUGUUUUAGCGAAAAGGCGAGCCCUACUGUCAUAACCCUUGCUAUGCAUCUGAGUUCGGUCCGAGAGGAUUUGGUCAUGGAGGCACAGAAUCACACAAGUAUUAGAGCGUUAUUGUAGGUAUGUAUCAAAAUCCUAUAACGUCGCUGAAUUACCCGACGGUCAACUCUUUCCAAUAUAAUACAACAACAAGCAACAAAACAUUUAUUUGUUAUUGCAAAUUUUUGAGGUAAAAGAUUUAUAAUAACCGUCACGAAUAUAAAACAAUUCAUGCCCAGUUUAAAUUUAUAUCAUUAGUGUAGUUUGAUGUAGUGGGUGAACUUUGUUGUAGUUAUUAUAGUGUAGCUUGGUGUAGAUUUGUGCAGUUUGGUGCGUGUUGGUGUAGUUUGAUGCAGGCUAAUGUAGUUUGGACCAAUUCGGUGCAGUUUGGUUCAGGCUGGUGUAGUUUGAGGUAGGUUGAUGCAGCUUAGUGCAGGUUGGGGCAGUUGGUGAAGGUUGGUGCAGAUUGGUACAGUUUGGAGCAGCUUGUUGCAGUUUGGCGUCCGUUGGUGCAGUUUGGUAUAAUUUGGUGCAGGUUGGUGUAGUUUGGUGUAGCUUAGUACAAGUUGUUGCAGUCUGGUGUUUGGUGCAGUUUGAUGCAUAUGCAGGUUUGUUCAAGUUGGUGUAGUUUGGUGUAAUUUGUGGCAUGUUGGUGUAGUUUGAUACAGUUCGAUAUGGUGCGGUGAAUGUUGGUGCAGUUCUGUACAGGUUGGUGCACGUUGAACGGUAUCAUGAAUUUAUUAUCAAAUUUUUACAAAAAGCAAUGGAAAUUCUGUUAGCAAAGCUAUUUGACGCGGGUAGAGCAAGUAAGUAAAUGUAGCUAAGAUUAUAGCUCACAAAGGCAAGGCGCAGCCUUUUGUUAGUUUAUGAAAACUACACAUUAAAUAGCAGUUCAAGGGUUGACGGCUUGUCUGACUAUUCCUGCAGGUCUUUCAAAGUCACAAGAUGCAAGAACACUAACUCCAUCUGGCGAGAGACUAUUAGAAAAAUGUUCAUGUUUUUAAAUAAAAGAUCUAUAUGUGCUGUUUUGAGUUAAUCACUGUCAUAUGUUUAUUCAGGUUGUAUGUAGACAUCGAAGAAUUUUUAAAAUAAUUAAACCAAUCAGACUGCGACUGGUAUCUUUUUGCUUUCUCUGAUGGUUUCUAUUUUCUUACUACAUGAAAUUAACAAAU